UCCUAUUCCGCUGUCAACUUUCAAUCAUGUCUGCCGAAGAAUCAGCAGCGCCAAAGACGGUCCUUGUAUUUAGCACAAAAUCACCAGAGGAGGCCGCUAUUUUCGGCCUUCGAGGGAGUGAUAUCCAAAACUUCAGAGCUGAACCGGUCCCUGGACCACCCGCUUCGCCUGAUGAGUGGGGGUUUACGAGCCCAACGGCCGAUGGAAUUUGCAAAUAUUGUCAACUAAUGCUUCAUCCAGAUCCACCCCAGCUUAUCCAGCAUCAGCCUAAUCUCAUGCACCUGAUCAAUUCAGGCGAGACUUGUUCGACUUGCAAAUGGUUGGAAAUUAGCAUACAACGAGGUGCAACCCUGACGGUAGCUGAAUUCCAACGAGGCAAUCCGGAGUUAUGCGAUGAGAACAACUUUUCAAGGCCUGUUACUGUCGAAUUGACCAAGCAUAACAAGUAUAUCAUGGCGGUUGGUUGGGUUGGAGAUAGGAAGCUUUAUACGAAUGGUGGAAUGCCUUUGACAAUAUCGUCACCAUCCCGUCUUGGAAAUCUUGCUACUCGGAGAUUCUGGAUUCCUCACUACGAGCUGGAUGAAUCGGAACCUUUCAAGCGGCAAGACACAUUGAAGACGUGGCUGAAAGAAUGUGCAACUCACGAGAACUGUAUGAAAUCUCUUCCUACUACCCAGGAGUCAAAGCUCCCAACUCGCGUGCUAGACUUGACUGGAAGUGUGGACAUCCCAUCGGACCCCAAAGAUAUCAGUAUCAAACUACGAGAGACGAAGGAGGGAGAAACUGGAACUUAUACGGCUUUAAGCUACUGUUGGGGUGCCAACCCAGAUCUCCAUUUCAAAACGACAAGUGAGAAUCUGAAAAAGCACAAAGAGGGAAUCGACUUCUUCGACAUGCCGUUGACGCAUAGGGAGACCAUCCUCGCGACGCUUUACCUAGGAAUCCGGUAUCUUUGGAUCGACGGCUUAUGCAUUAUACAAGACUCUCGCCAAGACUGGGAAGUCGAGUCUGCCAAGAUGGGGUCUGUGUAUACAAACGCACAUCUCACGCUAGCAGCUACUUCAUCCGACACCCCAGAGAUGGGCCUUCUUCUCCCCUUCCAAGGCGCCGAAUGCGUAAAGAUCCACGGAGAGACUGUGAGCGUUAGGAUGGAGACGCACCGAGGGCUUGAUAGGAUGUCUGAGCCUCUGAACACUAGAGGCUGGACUCUCCAAGAAGCUGUGUUGGCAUCGAGAAUUGUCUGUUUUGGCAAGGAGCAGUGGCUCUGGAAAUGUCCCAGUCGCUACGCCACUGAGGAUGGACUCAUCGAUGGACCGCGAGAUAUUGAUGGUGGUUUGAUACAGUGGGCUGAUAUAGCCCAGCAAGGUCCUGGCGAAGAUGGAAAGAAUUAUCUGAGACAUUGGUAUCAGAUGGUGACCAACUACUCGAAUCGCGAUCUGACAUAUCAAAGCGACAAAUGGAAUGCCAUCGCUGGCCUUACAGACAUGUUUAUAAAGCAGACCGGCUAUACCUAUCUGGCAGGCCUAUGGGAAGAGGAUCUCGCAAAUGGACUCGUGUGGGAAGCGAAAAUCCGUGGGGUCACUCGUGAACCAGGGAGCAUCCCAUCGUGGUCCUGGAUGUCCGUAAAAGGCGGGAUCAAGGGUUAUGUACACACAACUCCGACAGUCUCUAUGAUCGAGCUCUUAGAGAGUGAUUUACAAUGGAAAGGAACUCCGCUUGCCUCCCCUCUUAAAGUCGCUCGCUUGACAGUCAAGGGAAAGGUAAUCCAGGCAACAUUGGGGGCGCGCUCUGUUACACAGGACUCUCGACAUCAUGUUCUUGCAGCUCCAGGAAGUGACGAAAUCUUUGGCGAGGCUUUUUUGGAUAGCAGAAUUCCUGAUGGGGUUGAGAUGCCGACUGUCUCGUGCCUUUUUGUAAUGGAAGUGCCUGAACAGAAGGAAUAUUUUACGUUACUUCUUACACCGGCAUCAGACGGCGAAGUAGACGGCCAAGAUAAGGGUAUGACAAGACUUGGGAUUGGAGUUUUCUGGACUAGGUCCAGAUUUUACAGUAACAGGACUGAAGGUGACGUGACCUUGGAAAAUGCUUCUGAAGUUACAGUAGUGCUAGUGUAGAAAGCGGAAACCCAAUGGCGGUCUUAUUCCGUUUCAGAAUAGAGAGUACGUAUCUAAUCAGGCUCCGAGUUUGGGAAUACAAUGAAAUGUUGCACUUGC
Messenger RNA from Fusarium redolens, 2213 nucleotides. Its product is annotated as heterokaryon incompatibility protein-domain-containing protein. Bases 27 to 2114 code for a protein of 695 amino acids. The record is from RefSeq and is a predicted model, not a curated record. The transcript has 2 exons. NCBI's taxonomy places the organism in Eukaryota, Fungi, Ascomycota, Sordariomycetes, Hypocreales, Nectriaceae.